Polyodon spathula (Mississippi paddlefish) is the source of this 2977-nucleotide messenger RNA. Its product is annotated as E3 ubiquitin-protein ligase RNF128-like. The coding region runs from base 133 to 1353 and encodes 406 amino acids. NCBI's taxonomy places the organism in Eukaryota, Metazoa, Chordata, Actinopteri, Acipenseriformes, Polyodontidae. The transcript is spliced from 7 exons. The record is from RefSeq and is a predicted model, not a curated record.
CUCCAAGUGGAAAGUUGUUGAACACCUGCCGAAGGACACCAGUCAGAGGAAAAGGCAGAGUUAUCGUUACCGCGGGUCGUGGUGUUUAGAUCAGCAUCGGGUUUUCUUUUUGUCACAUUUGAUUUCGCCGCUAUGAGUUUUCUCUGCAAGCGAAGCGUGUGCUGCUGGUUUCUCCUGGUUUGCACGUUGUGUUUCACUUGCCUGCACGGCUCCAGCGCGAGUUCUUUGUGGACCGCUUACGUGAACAUCUCCUUUGUCAAUCCAGAGAUCAAUGAGACUGUGUGGGAGGAUGAAGAAAGUGGGCUCUAUGGACAGAAUUCGUUCAUUACCAACGCCAACGGGCUAGUGGUUUUGCCAGAUCCCCUGCAUGGCUGCUCAGAGCGCACCGUGUAUGAUGUACCCGAAUACGCAAAGAAAAAGUGGAUAGCCUUGAUUCAGCGGGGAAAUGGAUGUACAUUUACAGAUAAAAUCACAAAGGCUGUUUUUCGGGGUGCUGUUGCGGUGGUAAUCUUUAACUACCCCACUUUGGGAAAUGAAGUCAUUGAAAUGUAUCACCCAGGGGCGAAGGACACAGUCGCUAUCAUGGUGGGGAACAGCAAGGGCAUGGAGAUUGUGCAUCUGAUCCAGAGCGGGUUCCAGGUCACCCUGUCAAUCAAGGUGGGCAAGCAGCAUGGCCCCUGGAUGAGCCACUACUCUGUUUUCUUCGUCUCCAUCUCCUUCUUCAUCGUCACCGCCGCCACCGUGGGAUACUUCAUCUUCUACUCUGCCCGCCGGCUCCACACGUCCAGAGCGCUGAACAGGAGACAGAAGCAGCUCAAAGCGGAUGCUAAGAAAGCCAUCAGCCAGUUGGAGGUCCGCACUCUGAAGACGGGCGACAAGGAGAUUGGAGCAGACGCGGACAGCUGUGCGGUUUGCAUCGAGGUCUACAAUCCGAACGAUGUUGUGCGCAUAUUAACAUGCAACCACCUGUUCCACAAAACCUGCAUUGACCCAUGGCUUCUGGAACACAGGACCUGCCCCAUGUGUAAAUGUGACAUCCUGAAGGCUCUGGGCAUUGAGCAGCCUGAUGAUGAGGAAGUGAGUGAGCCAGUUCAAAGUGUGGCAGUGCUUAGCAGCACCCCUGAAAUCAGCGCCCCGCUCCCCACAGAGGACAGUCGAAGCGAGACCGCUUCAUCGGGGUACGCCUCUGUACGUGAAGUGGAUGAGCGUGUGUUGGAUGAGGAGGAGAAAGACAAUCAGAGUCUGGCGAACAGCGUGGUGAGGAUGGAGGUGCUCCCACACUACGACAACCUCACCUUUGAAACGGAGGAAGAUGCCCCUCACUAUGACAACCUGCAGCAAGUCAAGACCUGAGCUGCUUCAUGCACUGGAGUUUCAGGACGCUGCUACCAUGGGACCAAGCACAGAAAUCAGUCGCACCCUUCUCUCCUGGAAAUGUCCUAUUGUGAAGUUGAUGUCACAAAACCAAUAAUUAACUAUAGGUUUGACCUGCUCUUAAAUUGGAGAUCUAUUAGCUACCAAUGGAAUGAAUUUGAGAUGGUUUUAAAACGAGGAUGGAAUUUAUAAAAACCCUAAAAGCAAACACUUUGCUCAUGCAUUGGUUUAAUUUUAUGAUAUUCUAUGCACGACGCUUCGUGUAUAUAGAAUGACUAGAAAGUGGACACAUUUGCAUAGGCUAAAAGGCUUUUAAGGAUUUUUAGUUGUAUGUAAAUUUAUUAUACAGUUCUCUUGUACUGAAAUUUCAAGCUUGGGGGGGAAAAAAAACAAUCACAUUUACGAAUUAAUAGUGGAGCUGUUUAAUAGUGGAGCAGUAAUAAAUGCAAUGUGUUUUUUAAUGGUUCUGAUCAACUAAUCCCUGCCAUUUUAAAUGGCACGCAUUGUUCCAGUUUCUGUUAAGUUCAUGUGAACUUAAAUGUUUAUAUGGUUUGUCCAAAUGUGUGUGUUUUUUUUUUUAAAUGUAGUGCCUUGAAAUAUGAUCAGAUUUCCAAAACCUAAAGAAAAUGGAUUCUAGUGUUUUUUUUUUUUUUUUUUUGGCUUCCAGAGUGGAAUCUGUCCGGUUCAAGCUGGCAACCCUAUGGUUUAAUCUGGCCUGUGUUGCAGUAAAAGGGCAUCAGCAAUAAGGGACAAAGUAACUUCUGGUUUUAAAGCUGAACAGUUUAAUUAAAAGCAAUAUUGAUAACUAUUGUAAGUAAAUGUGAAGAGGUGUCUGCUUUAGUCAGGGUUGUGAUACCAGAACAAGAUGCAAUGUCACCUGGGCUUAAAACAGAAAUGCUGUCCCAUGCUGGGCUGUUUAUUACAUGUUUGUGUUAUUCCAUAGCACCCCCUUGUAGUUGUUACUAAAUUAUCCCUUGGUGAAAACCUAUAAGAGUAAUUGGUUUAUAGUAAUCAAUAGCCUUUACCUGUGGCGCAAGAAGUCCUUGACACAUGGUGGGUUUUAUUUUUUUAAAGUGCUGUUUUUUUUUUUCUUUGGUGAGUCGUUCAUACCCUUGUCAUUUUUAUGCUUCACGUUUUAAAAUGCACAGCUGCACCUGUUUUUGUAUGUAACUGAAGUGUGUCCAAUUCCUGAGCGCAGGCUUGCAUUUGUUUGAUUCACUUUAUCUGCUUACUUGAUUGCCUUAACUUUUUAAAACCACACGUGUGUUUUUGUUUCCAAAACCCAGACUGCAUGCACUUUAUUUUAAGCUGUCCUCUGUAUUGUAAUACUGUUGUGACAUUCAUCUGUAAUGUUACUGUGAGAUCAGGAAAAAGGGACUCCUUCUUUUACUGUCUUUCCACAUAGCUAUGGUGCCACAGUGGACUGGCUUAGACAUCUACUCAAAGUAUUUCUGUCAAUCAGAAAGACAUAGUAUUGGUUCUCUUUCCGGUUAGAUCUGUCUGUCAAGAGUAGGGUAUUUGAUAACUGAUGUACAUAUAAUUAAAGGUUUAUAUAAAGAAAACCAAACUGAAACAAAUUGUAAAUAAAUUCACUAUUAAACUG